Molecule: messenger RNA, 5732 nt
Organism: Odocoileus virginianus texanus
Lineage: Eukaryota; Metazoa; Chordata; Mammalia; Artiodactyla; Cervidae
Source: RefSeq, a predicted model, not a curated record
AUGGCGGGGCUGCAGGGGAAUGGCAGCAAGACCACCACCAUCACAGGUGCAGGCCUCGAGGGGCUGGAAGAAACAGGGCCAGAGCCACUUCCAGGAGGUCAAGGAAAAGAGGAGCUCCACAGCACAAGGCCUAAUGGGCAACAGAGCAGAGCCAGUGUGCUACCUGGCUCCAUUAUCUUGCUUCCACCCACAGCAGAUCUGGUCCAGGCAGCUCAGACGGUAAGAGACUCACCAGGGAUGCCAAGGAGCUUAAAAAGAAGGUAUCUGGCGCAAGAGAAAGCUUUCUAUAAAGGGGGAACAGACUGGAUGUUCCAGCCGGCGCAAGACCGAGGCCAGCGAGCACGCUGGAAGGCAGCCGGCUCUGCGGGAAGGAAAGUUCCUCUCCUGAUCCCGAGUCUGGUGAGCAGUGGACGCCAUUUGGCUGUAAAAGAAAAGAUUAUGGCUCCUGAUCCUGGGGGUCAUCCAGAUCAGGUUCCUUAUGUCAUGAUCUGGCAGGAUCUGGUGGAAAAUCCGCCCAAGUGGUUAAAACCUUUAGUUCACAGGCUUCCUAGUUCUUCCAAUUCACAGGUCCUGGUGAUGGAAACUCCCCCGGAAGAAACUAAAAGGAAAGAGGACCCAAAACCCGUCCUUCAGGAAUCAUCUUAUCCGAACCUGAUAGAUUUAGAAACAGAGAUAAGGCCUCCGCCGAAUGCCCCCCCCAUUGCAAUUCCCUCCGAGGGGAGGAACUCCCCCGGGCGAAGCAAGAGGGCGCUCCCCGUCCUGGUGGGACCAGCUAACCCGGACGGAGAGCGAACCUACCAGUACUGGCCCUUUUCCACGAGUGACCUGUACAAUUGGAAGACCCAGAACCCUCCUUUCUCAGAGAAGCCCCAAGGCCUCAUUGACCUCUUAGAUUCCGUUUUGUUCACUCACAACCCCAUCUGGGAUGACUGUCAGCAGCGGUUGCAGGUGCUCUUCGCCACAGAAGAAUGGGAGCGAAUUCUGGCAGAGGCACGGAAACGGGUCCCGGGGGUUGACGGGAGACCAACCGCCCAGCCUCAUCUCGUGGACGAGGGGUUUCCUCUGUUGCGGCCUAACUGGGAUUUUGAGCGAGUGGAAGGUAGGGAGCGUCUCCAAGUAUACCGCCAGACUCUAAUGGCUGGCCUGCGGGCUGCAGCUAGAAAGCCGACAAAUUUGGCGAAGGUAAAUUUAGUAAGGCAAGAGCCCACUGAGAGCCCGGCAGCCUUCCUAGAGAGGCUCAUGGAAGCCUUUAGGCAAUAUACACCUAUGGACCCCCAGGCUGAGGAGCCACGCGCUGCAGUUCUGUUAGCAUUUGUAAAUCAGGCAGCCCCAGAUAUCAGGAGGAAAUUACAAAAGAUAGAGGGAUUGGGAGAACAGACAAUACAAGAUUUACUGAAAGCAGCUGAAAAGGUAUUUAAUAAUAGAGAGACCCCAGAAGAAAGGGAAGAGCGAAUUCCACGGGAGGAAAGGGAAUUAGCUGAGAAGAUCAGGAAGGAAGAUAGGGAACAUAGGGCGAAGGAAAACCAGAAGAAUCAGAGGGAGCUAGCCCAGAUACUGUUUGCGGGGAUAAAGGCCAGAACAGAAUUGAGGGAGCCUCAUGACCCCCAGAUGGGAGAAAAAGAGAGACCAAAAAGGCAAGCCCUAAAGAAAGAUCAGUGUGCUUACUGCAGAGAAUGGGGACACUGGAAAAACGAGUGCCCUAAGAGGGACCUGAAGAGAGGAACAACCCAGAGAGAGAGAAUCUCCCCUGGAACUUGAGUUCUAUAUGCGGGGGAAGACAGUGACUAGGGGAGUCAAGACUCAGCACCCCUCCCCGAGUCCUGGGUAACCAUACAUGUGGAGGGGAAACCCGUUGGCUUUAUGGUGGAUACUGACGCCCAACACUCUGUUUUAAAUAAAAAACUGGGACCAAUGUCUAAGAAAACCAGCUUAGUGCAAGGAGCCACGGGACAAAGAUAUUGCUGGACCACAGAACGGAAAGUAAAUCUGGGGACCCACCAGGUGUUCCAUUCGUUUUUGGUGAUACCAGAAUGCCCAGCCCCUCUACUUGGAAGAGAUUUAUUGACUAAAGUUAAUGCUCAGAUCCAUUUUGACCCUGGGGAGAUGUCAGUCACGGAUGGACUUGGACAGCCGAUACAAGUCUUAUCCCUAGCUUUAAGAGAUGGAUACAGACUUUUUGCGCCUAAGCCCUCAGAGGUCAUAGCACCAGAUGUACAACCGUGGGUCCACAAAUACCCAUUGGCCUGGGCAGAAACAGCAGGAAUGGGACUAGCCAAACAGAGACAUCCAGUCGUCAUCGAGCUAAAGGCCAAGGCAAUUCCUAUGAGUAGACAGUACCCUAUGAGCCAGGAAGCUCGGCGGGGGAUCACUCCCCACAUUAGACGGCUCAUGGAUGCCGGAAUCCUCAAGCGGUGCCAAUCCCCUUGGCACACCCCCUUACUGCCGGUGAAGAAGCCAGGGGGGACAGAUUACAGACCUGUCCAGGACCUGCGAGAAGUCAACAAGUGGGUGAGUGACAUACACCCUACUGUCCCUAACCCGUAUACCCUCCUGAGCAGCUUACUGCCUGAGUACACUUGGUACAAUGUGUUGGACUUGAAGGAUGCCUUUUUCAGCCUACCCCUGGUGGCCCAGAGCCAGGAGAUAUUUGCCUUUGAAUGGACUGAGGGGGAAAGCCAACCGGUAGUACAAUUAACUUGGACCCACCUCCCACAGGGGUUCAAGAACUCCCCUACCUUGUUUAAUGAGGCUUUGAGUGAGGACCUCUACGAAUAUCGGACUCGCCACCCAGAGGUCAUCCUGCUGCAAUAUGUAGAUGACCUUAUGUUGGCUGGAACUACAGAGGAGGCAUGCAGCCGUGCCACCGGGGACCUCUUACAGACUCUAGGCACCUUGGGGUAUCGCGCUAGCGCAAAGAAGGCACAAAUAGCCCGGCAAGAGGUCACCUAUUUGGGGUAUAAGAUCAGGCAGGGGCAAAGGUGGCUAACUCAUGCCAUGAAGGAAACAAUAUUUCAGAUACCAGAGCCCAAGACCCCCCGCCAGGUGAGAGAGUUUCUGGGGACUGUUGGAUAUUGCAGACUGUAGAUCAUGGGGUUUGCUGAGAAGGCCCGGCCCUUGUAUGAGGGAAGUAAAGAGACCCCAAACUGGACUUGGACUGAGUCAAUGAAACAGGCUUUCCAGACACUCAGACGGGCCCUACUAGAAGCCCCAGCCCUUGCCCUGCUUAACCCAAAUAAGCCAUUCCAGCUGUUUGUAGAUGAAAAGCAAGGAAUAGGAAAGGGGGUCUUGACGCAACAAUGGGGACCAUGGAAGCGGCCAGUGGCAUACCUUUUGAAGCGAUUAGACCCAGUGGCCACUGGGUGGCCCCCUUGCCUUCGCAUCAUUGCAGCCACUGCCCUCCUCGUCGGCGAUGCUGACAAGUUGACGUAUGGACAGCAACUCUUGGUUUACACCCCCCACGCCAUUGAAGGGGUUUUAAAGCAGCCGCGUAAGUGGAUCUCCAAUGCCCGCUUGACACAUUAUCAGGCCUUGCUGCUUGAUGCCCCACGGGUGCGUUUUCAGACCCCUUGCUUCCUGAAUCCAGCCACGCUCCUACCUAACCCAGAGAAAGACUGCUCUCUCCAUGAUUGCAGUGAGAUACUGGCUGAGGCCCUGGUGGCACGAAAAGACUUAACUGAUGCACUCCUAAACAACAGUGAGCUAGUAUGGUUCACCAAUGGGAGCAGCUAUGUAAAAUAUGGGCAAAGGAAGGUGGGAGCCACCAUAGUUGAUGAUUCAGGACAGACGAUAUGGGCUUCCCCCUAUCUUCCCCCAAACACUUCUGCACAAAAACCAGAAUUGAUUGCCCUAAUACAGGCUCUGGAGCAAGCCAAAGGGAAGAGAGUCACCAUUUUUACUGACAGCCGAUAUGCUUUCAGCACUGCCGAUAUUCAAGGUCCAAUAUACCAAGAAAGGGGAUUUCUGACAGCUGAGGGAAAGGAGGUCAAAAAUUUGCCCGAGAUUCGCAGGCUCCUGGAAGCUGUCCAACUGCCCCGGGCAGUAGCAAUAGUACAUGUCCCCGGUCACCAGAAAGGAGAAGACCCUAAGGCACGGGGGAAUCGUGCUGCUGAUGCGGCUGCUCGAGAAGCGGCUAGCCGGGACUACGCCGCCCCCAUAUUAGCCGUGGGACUUCCACCUCCUAGUAUGGGGGCCUUGCCACCAGUUCCAGAAUAUUCCCUCCCUGAUCUCACCUGGAUCAACGAGGAUACCACCCUCCAGAAGGAUGACAAAGAUGGAUGGUACCGGGACCAAAACAACAACCUGAUAUUGCCUGCCAUCCUGGGUCGUCACCUGUGUGAACACCUGCACACAACUACACACCUGGGAGAGAAAAAGACCUUAACACUUCUCCAGACAGCCUGCCCGAGGUUCCCUCAACAAAAUGCAGCUGUACGAGAGAUAAUCCAGGCUUGCAAAGCGUGCCAGCUGAUGAGGACAGGGAAAAAGCAGCACACGGGAACGAGGUACCGAGGGGAAGAGCCAGGGCAACACUGGGAGAUAGAUUUCACUGAGGUAAGGCCAGGCAAGUACGGGUAUCGCUAUCUGUUGGUUCUGGUAGAUAACUUCUCAGGGUGGAUAGAAGCUUUCCCCACUAAGGGAGAGACAGCAAUAGUGGUUGCUAAAAAGAUCUUAGAAGAGAUAGUGCCUAGGUAUGGGCUGCCAGUGACUAUGGGCUCUGAUAAUCGACCUGCCUUUGUGAGCCAGAUUGUACAAGGGCUGGCCCAAGCUCUGGGGAUAAAAUGGAAGUUACAUUGUGAAUAUAAUCCCCAGAGCUCAGGACAGGUUGAGAGAAUGAAUCGGACCCUAAAAGAAACUUUGACAAAGUUGGCAAUAGAGACUGGCGGGGACUGGGUGACCCUCCUUCCCUUCGCACUCUUUCGGGCGCAUAACACCCCUUAUAAGCUGAAUCUUACCCCGUUUGAAAUUCUGUACGGAAGACCCCCUCCUGUGUGUCCUACUUUCGAGGGAAAAUGCCUGCCAACCCCUACUUUGGGACAAUUUCAGCAAACUCUGAUGGCAUCAAGUAAGGUGCAUAACCAUGUUUGGAAACUGAUUAGAGAGAUACACGAGGGUCAAAGUAAGGGGGCCAUCCCCUCACAUAACAUUGGCCCAGGUGACCGGGUUUGGGUAAAACGGCACCGAUCUAAAGUAUUAGAGCCUAGAUGGAAAGGCCCUUGUGUUCUCCUUACCACCCCUACCGCCGUUAAGGUUGACGGGAUCGGACCCUGGGUUCACUGCAAUCACAUGUGGCAAGCUACUCCGGAGGAACAGGAAAGAGCGCGAGCAGAAUGGAAGGCAAGUCCUCACCCGUCAAAUCCUUUGAAACUGAAACUCGUCCAAUGAGAGGCCUCCUGAGUCUCCUACUGGUGGCAAUUCUCAUCAACCCAGGAAUAUCCAAUCCACACCAACCAUUCAAGAUCACCUGGAAGCUCAGCGACAGACAGACCCACGAGGUGAUCAACGAAACCUCAGGAAUCCACCCUCUCAACACCUGGUGGCCAGACCUGUACUUUAACCUCAGGAGACUCUUUGUAUGCUGGGUUGGGCUACACACUCUGCUAUAUGGAAGCCUGGGUGGACAUAUGGGGGACGCAUACGCCCACACUUAUGGAGUGGGGGACCUUCCUGGGUUUUUCGAUUGCCCAGGCAACAUUAGAGGUAAUUGGAAAACUUGUGGGGGUAUAGAAAGCUAU